AUGAAACAAGAAGGCAGUAACCCUGUUGCGCCUCUCCAGGAUUUAAAUGGCGACUCCAAACUCCUUUGUCAGUGGGAUGGCUGUGAGACCCAGUUCCACGACCUUGAUUCUUUGGUUCGUCAUUUAAUGAUAGUUCAUAUCAAGUCAAGACAAUCAAAAUACAAAUGUGAAUGGAAAGAUUGCACCAGGAAUGGCAUAUAUCAGCCUAGCAGGUUUGCUCUAGUGUCGCAUCUAAGAUCGCACACUGGGGAAAAACCAUAUUAUUGCAUUAUCCCCGAAUGUUUGAGAAAUUUCACCAGAAGUGAUGCCCUAGGAAAACAUAUCAGAACAGUCCAUGAUGUUUGUCCAACUCAUACAGAUUUGAAUGAAGAACACAUCUAUCCUUGGUGGUUUCAUCUAAAGAGAGACUUAUUGGGAAAUGAAAAGGAUACUAUGCCCGAUAAUGAGGAAGUACAAAAUCUAAAGAGCCUUGAAUUUGCCAAACACUCUCGAAGAAAAUAUUAUGAGUUAAUUGAUCAUGUUGAUGAUAUUAAUUAUAUUUACGACAUAUUAUUCAAAGAUGGAGAUGACCACCACCAACUCGAUGGUGGUGACCAUGCCGAAAAUGAUGUCAAGAAAAAGGGCGAGCAAUAUAAACGGCAAAAGACUAGUCUGAAUGCCAAUGAAGGCGAACUUAACAAGAUAAUCAGAUUAAACAAGCAAAUGAAAUUAACCGAGGCAAAAGAGCAGAAAUCUCAAAAAUCUGAAAUACGAUCCAAGGCUAUGGCACUUCCAAAUUUGCUCAAUGAGGAAUCUGACAGCAGCCAGACUGCUUUCACAUCGCCUGCGGAACCACCGCAGAGAAUGAAGUUAUCUUCCAUUCUUAGUGGUGAUAUAGGCGAGGAAGAAGAGGUGGCCAAAGAAAUUAAUAUCAUUGAUCAAGAUUCUGAAAAUGAAGAUAAAAAUUCUAAUGAUAAUGAAAACCCUAAUGACGACGAGAUGAUGAAACUCAUUGAUGAACCGAUUUCAUUGGAUUCAUCUUCGUUGAAAUUCAAAGAGAGGGUUAUUGAUAAUUUUAAUACUAAAGCUAAAAAAUUACAAGAGACCAUCAACAAUAUUGGCAAUAAUGACUUUUUGAAAUCGGUGUAUGAUUUCACAACUGCAAAGGCAAACAAUAAGGAAGGUAGUGACAUGAAGAAAAAAAUUGCGAAAAAAGCCAAGAAGUCCGAAGAGGAUCAAAUCACGGAUGACGAGACUAAUGAUAAGCCACCAACAAACGCGAUGGCUGAGGGAAAUGAGGAUAGUGAAUUGGAUGAAUUUGUAGAUCACAAUCCAGAAGCUCAAUAUAACAAGUUGAAAAGACACUAUCUUUGGAAUUUAGAAAUCAAUCAAAUACUAGAAAAAGAUUUGAAUCAAUUAGUUAAAGAAAAGAAGAAGUUGUUUUUACUAAAGGAGGCAUUAUUUGAUGCCAAUUUAAAGCUUGAGUUUGCAGAAAAUGAUGACGAGCUCAAGAAAUAUACUGGUGAAUGA
Saccharomycopsis crataegensis is the source of this 1509-nucleotide messenger RNA. Its product is annotated as C2H2-type zinc finger protein. The coding region runs from base 1 to 1509 and encodes 502 amino acids. Lineage: Eukaryota; Fungi; Ascomycota; Saccharomycetes; Ascoideales; Saccharomycopsidaceae. The record is from RefSeq and is a predicted model, not a curated record. Gene Ontology annotation, cellular component: nucleus. The transcript has a single exon.